Molecule: messenger RNA, 1897 nt
Organism: Spodoptera littoralis (African cotton leafworm)
Lineage: Eukaryota; Metazoa; Arthropoda; Insecta; Lepidoptera; Noctuidae
Source: the annotation of a GenBank genome assembly
AUUGAUGUUAUUUUGUUCAUAGGGUCCGGAGUCGGCACUGAACUCAAACCCGGGUGGCGCCGCGAAGCCGCCGCUCAUCAACUCAUUCGAGCUGGACCGGUGUUUGGACCGGGAGGAGUCCGGCAGGUGGGGCGGCGAGGCGGCGCGGCGACGCCGGCGCAGCUCGCCCCCGCGCCGCGCCUCGCCCCCUCGCGACCAUGAGCCCCUCGCACUUGCACGGGCUUCAGCCCCAACAUCUCCCCAAGGCUCGGCCCAUUCGAGCCCGGCACCGGUAUCUCCUGCCGGGAGUGCCGGUGCAGCAGGUGGGGCCCGCUCACCACUGCCACUCGUGGCACCUGACCUGCUGGCCAUGCAGCUCCUUGAUCAGCACACCCAGCUGCAGGCCCUUAUGAAGCAGCGGCUGUUCCACCAGCAUCAUAUGCAGAAACAGCAUAUGACAUCAGAGGCUGCAAAGCGUCAGCUGGAACAAUCGCGACUGCAAGACCAGAUUAAUCUUAAUUUGCUGUCACAAUCUCACCUGCCUCCACCAGAUACGUCGCCAGGAUCUCUUCAGCAACAACUAGGCGCCCAGCAGCAGCAGCUGGUGCAACAGCUGCAAGCAGUACAGCGUCAGUACCUGAUGCACGGACCACUCUCCGUGCCACCCAAUGCUCCUCCAGGCUUAAUGCUGUGGGGCAGUGAGAUGGAGGAGCAUCCUCUUUUUGGUCGUGGUGUCUGCAAGUGGCCCGGCUGUGAUGCUCUAGCAGAAGAUUACCAGGCCUUCCUUAAGCACCUGGAAGCGGCGCAUACCCUGGACGAUCGGUCCGCGGCGCAGGCGCGCGUACAGAUGCAGGUGGUGGCGCAGCUGGAGCUGCAGCUGCGCCGCGAGCGCGACCGCCUCGCUGCCAUGAUGCGCCAUCUGCACGCUGCACGGGAUACCACGCACCAUCAGGCUAAGCAUCCACAUGGUCCUGCUUCUGAAGGUGCAUCUCCAGGUCCAGUUCGGCGCCGUGUCUCCGACAAGUCUGGUGUCGCUAUUGCCGGAGGUCUUCCGUAUAUGCUCGAAAGAGCUGGAUUAGAUGUGCAACAAGAGAUCCAACGCAACCGCGAGUUUUACAAAUCGGCUGAUGUGCGGCCGCCAUUUACGUACGCCUCACUUAUUCGCCAGGCUAUCAUAGAAUCUCCAGACAAGCAGCUGACUCUCAACGAGAUAUACAACUGGUUCCAGUCUACAUUCUGCUACUUCAGGCGCAACGCUGCCACUUGGAAGAACGCUAUCCGGACCAACCUGUCACUGCACAAAUGUUUUGUGCGGUACGAGGACGACUUCGGCUCUUUCUGGAUGGUGGACGACGCGGAAUUUGUGAAGAGACGACACCUGAGUCGAGGCAGGCCGCGGAAGUAUGAGCCGGCCGCCGGGCCCCCGGGCCACAACCCGCCACAGUUCAUGGGAGCUCAGAGUCCUCCAAUGAUGACCAGUCCUCAUGGAUAUAGCGAAGCACUGAAACGAAACCUGCAGGGUAUGAUGGAAGAUUGUAACCUGUCGUAUAUGUCCGGCGAGGAUCACAUGAUGCAGUCUGAAGACUAUCCUUCCUCGCAUGAUGAUUACAGCCGGCCCCCGAUGCUAAAUGGAUACGGCAGCAGCAGUUCCUCUCAUGAUGUAAAGGCCGAGGACCUGACCAGCGACCCUCAAGAUGUCAAACCCAACAUCUACGCACUCAAGAACGAGAUGCAGGCUUCUGAUUAUUCUAACAAAGACUACUCAAACUCAAACAAAGAGUCAUCCAGCAACCGCUCUGGCGAAACUAGUCCUUAUGAUGACUACCCGAGGGCCGAAGAUCGGUACCGACCUUCCAUGUCUCACAUCAAAGACGAGGCCGAAAACUUGUCCCUCAAUGAACAGAGAUCUGACAAAUAA